Cyanistes caeruleus (blue tit) is the source of this 4639-nucleotide messenger RNA. The record is from RefSeq and is a predicted model, not a curated record. NCBI's taxonomy places the organism in Eukaryota, Metazoa, Chordata, Aves, Passeriformes, Paridae.
AACAGGCUGUCCUUGAUGGUGAAGUCACUAUUUUUGGGGAAUAAAAAAAAAAAGCAAAAAAGAAAGCCAUACCUAUUACAACUAAGCCCUAAAAGAAAUGCUUCUCUUCUAGGCAUACUGCAGCAUCCAGAUGGAACUGUCCUGAAGCAGUUGCAGCCGCCACCUCGUGGUCCCAGGGAGCAAGAAUUCUACAACAAGGUGUAUGACUCCGACUGUUGUGACAGCAUUCUUCUGGAACUACGGGAAUAUCUGCCAAAAUACUUUGGUGUCUGGUCACCACCUACUGCACCAAAUGAUAUAUAUCUAAAACUGGAAGAUGUGACCCGUAAGUUUAAUAAGCCAUGCAUAAUGGAUGUAAAAAUAGGUAAGAAAAGUUAUGAUCCAUAUGCUUCAGCAGAGAAGAUACAGCAGCAGGUCAGCAAGUACCCCCUGAUGGAAGAGAUCGGCUUUUUGGUUCUUGGAAUGAGGGUGUACCACGUGUCUUCGGACAGCUACGAGACGCAAAACCAGCACUAUGGAAGGAGCUUGACCAAGGAAACAGUAAAGGAUGGCAUCUCAAAGUUUUUCCACAGUGGGUACUGCUUGAGAAAAGAUGUGGUAGCUGCCAGCAUUCAGAAGGUUGAAAAGAUUUUGGAGUGGUUUGAGGGCCAGACACAGCUCAACUUCUAUGCAAGCUCAUUGCUGUUUGUCUAUGAAGGUUCAUGUCAAGCGACAACUGUGCGGUUGAGUGAUGUCACCUUGUCAGAGAAGAGAAGGGUGCCCAAAGGCCUGUUAGCAGGUGGAGAUGUAUUGGAGUAUAAUAAUAAUAUUCAUGUAAUAAAUUCUACAGAGAAUGGAAAAAUUGAAGCCUCUGUAAGUAAAAGCUUGUCUGAAUUUUAUGCACUUCACAAAAAGGCAUGCUCGAAGAGGCACCACAGUCAGCUCUCUCUAAAAGUUGAAAACUCAGAGCAAGACGAUGUGUGGAAAACCAGCACCUGCAUUACACAGGAGCACCUAAACGGAAAUGUUCUACCCCAACUGGAAAAAGUUUUCUAUCACGUACCAGCAGAGACCAAGGAAAGUGCAAAUGUUGAAGUUCGAAUGAUUGAUUUUGCUCAUGUGUUUCCUAGCAACGCAAAGGAUGAGGGCUAUAUUUAUGGUCUGAAGAAUCUAAUCAGAGUACUGCAAAAUAUUUUGGAUAACUGAAUUCUUUGCUAUGUUUUUUUAUUGGGGGCCAACGAUAAAGAGCAACAACAUGAAGAAUUUCUGCACUUGUAGUGCUGUAUAACUGGGUUUGUAUUGUUCUAUAUUUUAUUUGUCUUUGUACUUUUGGUAGAAGGGUUUAACUUUUUUAUAAUUUCACUCAGGAAAAAAUACUGCUAGUUAAUUAGGAAGUGUGAAAGGAUGAAGAUAUUUGAGAUAAAGCAGGAUGAGUAAAUUAAUAGAAUGAAAUGUAUGUGGUUGACUUAAGUCCAAGAACUACCAGAAGCAAGGGUUAUGUUAGUUCCUCUAAUAACUUUAGCAUAGAUGAUGUUUUUGCCCAUUUAACCUUGACACUGAGCCACAUCUCCAUUAAGAGGUGUUUAGAAAAUAGACUGAAAGUCAUAAGGUGCAGGAUUGAUGUCUGCAGUACUGCCCUUGUGUUUACUGUAUUUGAAUAACUGGAGUAACUCUGCAUGGAGAGAAAGAAAUCCUGUUCUUAGUCAGCAGUCUCGCCUGAAGCCAAUGCAUCCCAAAGUGCUUUUCCAUGUCAUGGGACAAUAUUGUUCUUUCAGUCCUUCCCCCUUUGUGGAUGUCUGUAGCCGAUGUUCACCACAGAUGAGCUAUCAUGUAAUUUGUGUUGAGGUGCUAAGAAAAUGCUGGAGUACAAUACCAUAAUAGGCUUGAACUGCACAACUUCUAGAGAAACUGUUUGUUCUUAAGAACAAGUGAAAGAAGGCAAAUGCAAGAUGUUCCAGGAGCUAAUUUGGUUUAGGAGAUUGUCAGUCUGUUAAUGGAGUGUCUGAUGCUGUGAUUAAGGAAAAUGUCUCACCCUGUUCUCAUGGCCCUGCUCUAAUAACAUUGCUUUAAAAAAGCAAACUAAUAGAAUGGGGAAACAAGUGUUUUGGGUGAGUGUACAGAGCUCUUCUGGAUGUAAUCAACUUGUAUUUUUGCAGUGAGUGUUUGAUGCUUCCACUGCUGGGGAGCACUGACUGGAACCACAAGCAAUACAGGUGGAAGAGCCUCCUGUGGGAUCAUUUAGCCUUGGAGCCACUAGGUGUGCCACCGCUUGUGCCAGUGGAGCUGUGGCUCUCCCGUCCUGGGGCUGCAGACGCUGCAGGUUUCUUUAGUGACAUACAGGCAAGCUGUGUUAUUUGAAAGCUGUCCUAUUUCCUUCCUUUUCACAAGAAAAAUUCAACUUUUGUGUUGAAUACUUGAGAUCAGUAUGAUGUGUCCAAAGCAAUUUUGGUGUAUCUCUUCUGUAUGCUGUGUAUGUAGCUGUGCUGCCAUGCAUAUUACAGUGAGCUGUAUGAAAAGUGGGAAUGGAGGAGUCUUGCCAUCCCUAGAGUAAGAUUUUAAUGCUUAAAGCAUUUCCAGGACGAAAAUGUUUUAGAAUGGAUUUGGUCAUUGGAAACAUACAUCUUUUUUGUGUGGACUUAGUGACCCUAUGGCCUUGCUGCUCUCUCUGUAUGAUGUUCUUCACUAUGCACUCAGCUGUGUACAGCUUGACAAGUUCAUUGGACAUCUGUUUUCUACAUGACAAAGAGAUUCAUAUUUUUCAAGCAAAUACGCUUGAAAUAGUAAUUUUUUUAAUAAAGCUGAAUUUUUAGCUCUAUUUGAGAGCUUGGUUUAAUUGGGAGAAACAGGGUAUUACUGUGUAUAGAAUUACAUGGUUUAAACUUCAGAGCUCAUAUUGGCCAAUACAUUCAAGACUGAAACCAACCUUUUAAUAACAUGAUAUUUCAGAAGUAUGGGAAAAGGGGCUUGCAGGAAGGGUGAAAAUUCCAGUGUGUUGAAAAUUUUAUGGGAAAUACAGUGAAGUCUGACAGGGGAAGUACCAGGAAGAGGGACUUUUUUCCUACCUGGUAUUUCUCUUGCACCUUAUAGUUAAUAUAUUCCCAACUCUCUGUGAUUUAAUUUAAGCCAUGUUUUAGAAAGAGUUUGUGGUUUUAAUUGCUUUUUCACUGGUUUCUCUGUUAUAAUUUUGUUGUUCUAUCCCCUAAAUAGUCAAUGCUAGAGUAGUGCAGACUUGGUAGUGGCCUUGUAUGAUAAAGUUACAAGGUUUUAUAAGAAAAUAUGGGCAAAACCAUUUAAACAUCAUUUUUGUGCUCUGUAAUUCAUCUCUUUUGGAUUUUAAUCCAUUUUGUACCAGAGAAAUGAGGCAUUUUCCUCAAGUCAGUUAUUGGAAAAUGAUUAGUAUGCACUUAGUACCAUGCACUCACCUGUUUCUGCUUUAAGAUACAUGUCCUCAGUGUUUGAAUGCUCUUUAAGUAUUGAUUGUUUUGUUGGCUAUGGCAGUAACACGCCUGGAAUAUUGUCAACCUGUCAGAAUAUUUUGAAUAAAAAAAUUUUAUCAUGGUUUUUGUACCAGUAGUUAUUAUGAAUGUAUUUCUGAUAAUUUAAAAUGUAGCUUAAGAAAUAACAGUGUUUUUCAUUGGAAAUUGUGUAAUUAAAGCUUGCCAUGGAGAUGUUUGGACAUAGUGCCAGCUGUGAGUUUGAGCCUGCAGAGGCCUUAUAUUCACACUGUUCUUGCAGAUUUUAGACAUGAAGUGUCUUGUGUCUGAGCCAAUUGUUUUCAGUUACAGUUGGAAAUGUAUUUACAGAAAUCAUUAAGCAUUACAGAAAUCAAUAAAUAAAUCAUUAAAUGUAGAAUUACAUUUCUAUGUAAUUAGAAAAUGAAGAGGUAGACAAUGGGUCACCGAACUGAUGUGUACUCUCAGUGACUGAUCUCCCUCUCUCAGCAAUGCCCCUUUUGUUCUCUGGACAAAGUAUGCAGGAUAGGCAACCAUUACAUGGAAAUCUUUACUGGAAUGGUUAUAAGGCUUGUAGAUGUUUAUGUCCUAUAAAACAGUGGGUUGCUGCCCCAGCCUAGUGUGUAGCUGGGUGCUAGGCCUGUUGAGGAAACUGAUGAUUUUAUGCAAUAAGAGUUGGGUUUAGCAGAACCAACAGAACUCCUGCAGUAUUUUCACUCAUGGACUCUGAGAAUAUAGGCUUCUGGAGCCUUUCUGCCUAGGUGAUGUGAGAACUGGGCUUAGGCUUACCUAAGGAGAACUUGAGAUGUAUAAAUUUUAUGAAAACAUUUACAAAUGUAUUUUUGAAUAUGGGUGAAAUUUCUUGCAUAAAUUGCAUUGGAAGUUAUUAUGCCACUCUGAAAUAAUUAGAAUAAUUUAAUCAAUUUGUUUUAUGAACUGAACUGGAGACUUUACUUGUAGUUAUGAUUCUGAUGAAACUUGGACUCUUUCAUUUUUUUUCUACUGAAAUGCAUAACCAGAGCAUUCUUUUCCAUAACUGCACAAUUUCAUGAAGAACUUUUAAAAGUACUGAGUAGAUUAGGAAAUCACUAAUUUCCAUUAAAUUUAUUAGAAGAGUGUGUAUGUUAUUAAAAUAUUUCAGUGCAUGUACUAUUGUAAUGUUAACAUGCCAUGAAUCUGGAACCUCAGUAAAACUUCUCACCUGCACU